GACCCAGAGAGACAGUGGAAGAAGAAGAGCUUACUUCAUCACUUCCGCUGUCAAACAAAAUUAAAAUUAAUUUAAAACCAAAAAAUAUCAACAAAAAUGGAAGAAUCAGAAAAAACUCAGAAAUUUCACAAGGAGACGAAGAAGCAACAAGAGGAACAAAACCAGUCUUCUCAAUCACGUUCACAAAUCAACAAUCUCAAUCUCGAGAUGUCUUCAAGAUCAUCACUUCAUUCAUUACCACAAACAACGAUUGAUUCACCACCUCCAGAUUCACCAACCCUCUCUUCAAUCCCCGAUAGCCAUGGAUCUUCUCCUCACACGAUUAUUCCAACUCCUUCUGUUGUUUCCAAGACAGAGACUCCUUUUAGGGUUACGAACGGAGAUUUCGUUGAAGACGAGAAGAAAGUCAGCGAGAGUAGGAGACAAUUGAGACCGCCGAGCUUUUCUUCUACUCCGCGUGAAUCGAAAUGGGCAAGUUUUAUUAGGAAAGCUUUGCUUGGAUUUAGGGUUACUGCGUUUGUUUCGUGUCUUGUUUCCUUCUCUGUUAUGGUUUCUGAUAGAGAUAAAGGAUGGGCUCGUGAUUCUUUCUACAAUUACAAAGAGUUCAGGUUCUGUUUGGCUGCAAAUGUGAUUGGUUUUGUCUACUCAGGUUUUAUGAUAUGUGAUCUUGUAUACCUGUUAUCUACUAGCAUUCGGAGAUCACGACAUAACCUGCGACAUUUCUUGGAAUUUGGUCUUGAUCAAAUGCUAGCUUAUCUUCUUGCAUCGGCUUCGACUUCAGCUUCAAUCCGCGUAGACGAUUGGCAAUCAAACUGGGGAGCAGACAAGUUCCCAGACUUAGCUAGAGCAUCUGUCUCACUGUCUUACGUCUCCUUUGUCGCAUUCGCCUUCUGCUCAUUGGCUUCCGGUUAUGCUCUUUGUGCACUCCGGUCCAUUUAAACCAAACAAGCGCAAGCUCGAGACAAACAGUCUCAUUUUGUUGACUCUCCAAGUUGUAUCCUUGACCCUAGCUAAACGGGUCCAGUUUCUGAUUUUUAAAAGAAACUUUUAUUUUAUAU
Molecule: messenger RNA, 1058 nt
Organism: Arabidopsis arenosa
Lineage: Eukaryota; Viridiplantae; Streptophyta; Magnoliopsida; Brassicales; Brassicaceae
Source: the annotation of a GenBank genome assembly